AUGGCAGCUCCUUCCAACAACCAGCUGCGCUCACGCAGGCCAGCUCCUGCGAGCCAGUCCUCUUCCUCGCCCGACAUGAUUGGCAACUUCAAACGGCUUGAACACAUCGGCAAAGGCAGCUUUGCGGAGGUCUAUCGCGGCAUUCAUGUCGAAAAGCGUCAAUCUGUCGCCAUCAAGUCGGUCAACAUGAGCAAGCUGAACAAGAAGCUCAAGGACAACCUCGCAUCCGAAAUCUCCAUUCUGCGCAGCCUGCUUCAUCCACACGUCGUUGCCUUGAUCGAUUGCCAUGAGACGCCCUCGCGGAUGCAUAUAAUAAUGGAAUUCUGUGAGCUAGGGGACCUAUCGUCUUUCAUCAAGAAACGUGCCGAUCUUGUAAACCACCCAUCGACCCAGCGAAUGAUUGAAAAAUACCCGAAUCCUGAAGUGGGAGGGCUGAAUGAAGUAAUCGUUCGACAUUUCGCAAAGCAGACGGCCAGUGCCCUGGAGUUUCUCCGCUCUAAGAACUACAUCCAUCGUGAUCUGAAACCGCAAAACCUACUCCUGAAUCCGUCAUCCAUGUUCUACUCCCAAAGCGGCAUACUCGAUCGUAUGCCUCUGGCCGCCUCCGCCAACUCGUUGAUCCCUGCCGCUGGUGUAGAAUCUCUUCCUAUGCUCAAGAUUGCUGAUUUCGGAUUCGCCAGAAUACUGCCAAACACUUCCCUCGCUGAGACGCUCUGCGGCUCGCCGCUGUACAUGGCACCAGAAAUUCUGCGAUACGAAAAAUACGACGCAAAGGCUGAUCUGUGGUCUGUAGGCACGGUUCUAUUUGAGAUGAUGUGUGCGAGGCCACCAUUCCGGGCAAACAACCACGUCGAGCUUCUCAAGAAGAUUGAAGACCGGAAAGACCAGAUCCGUUUUUCAGAGGGUCUUGUCGCUAGUAGGGCAAUGAAGAACCUCAUCCGCGCCUUGCUGAAGCGCCAACCUCUGGAGCGCAUGUCCUACGAAAGCUUUUUCUCGGAUCCGGUCAUUCGCGAUGAGAUUCCUGGUUUGGUCGAUGAAGAUCUCCCGCAAUCGGCGUCGCAAUCUAUCGCGCCAGAGCCGAUCGCUGAACCUAAACGAGCGCCUAAGAUGCCUACUGAACUAGAUCGGCGAGCUUCAGAAAGUCCGUACUCUCAAUCGCCCAGAGGGACCAGCUAUGGCACUACACCACCGUCGCGACCCAGCUCUCGGCCAACUUCUGGUCAGUUCACGGCCGCUCAGCUUCGACCUACUUCAGCCGCUCGUCGAUUGAGCAACACUCCGCAGUCGCCGGUGGAACAACAUCCCUCGCAACGCGAACAACGACGGCCUAGUCUAACUAAUGCUGCUACUGCGCCGAUCCGUCCGGCCACCCUGCAUGACCAAGUUGUUGACCCUUCAUAUACCGGAAGCAGGCGCCGCGUUUCCCGCGACGAGGUCCUGCCUCCGCCCUCCGGUCUGAAGGAGCACCUCGAACGUGAGCGUAUGCCGCAGCGGCCCGAAGUUGCUAUGAGAGAAGCAGCGGAGCGGGCUGCUCAGGAUACUGCUAUUGACGAAGGGUUCGUCUUCGUCGAGAAACGACGAGUGGAAAUCGAUGCACUGGCGGACGAGAUAGCAGCAAGCCCACAAACGACGAGGGAUCGUAACAUUACUAGAGAAACUGCAUUGAAACGGCGAGCGACAACUCAAGGCUCGCCGACAUCCACCACAGGCGCGACGGUUCCAUCGAGAGCGAUUCAGAUUCAGCAAAAGCAGACCGCUGUGCAUCAACGAACUGGCUCGUAUGAACGUCGCUACCGGCCGAGCUUCGAAACUGCGACCUCAGCGCUUUCCAAAGCCAUGAACAUGGUCAAUAUACGAGGCCUUGGACUUUCGCCGCCGUUGAUGAAGGGUGCAUCUCCACCUCAAGGUUACGCUGGUUUCCCAAUUUAUCCUACAGCUCAAAGCAGUCUCCUACUGGUAGGAGAAAGUGGAAAGGCUCCAGAUAAAAGCGAAGAUGCAUCAAUAAUCAAGAGGAUUGAGCAGCUUGCUCAGCUUAGCCACGUGGUAUAUGGUUUCGCAGAAGUCAAGUACAAGCAACUUGUACCGGUUGCGCCAAGUGAUCAAGGCCUAGGCAUUGGAGCAAGGGGCGUCAGGAGGCCGAACAAUGAAGAAAUUGAAGACGAUGAGGAUGAUGACCUGACUCCAGACACCAUCCUGGUCAUCUCUGAAGAAGCUUUAGUUCUCUACGUCAAGGCUCUCGGAAUGCUCAACAACGCCAUGGACAUCACCGCAAGCUACUGGAACCGGACUGGCCGUGGUCCAUCUUCCGAAGGCGCCAGCCGCGCGGCAAUGAACACCGAACGCUUCCAGGAUGUGGUCAAGUGGCUUCGCGAUCGGUUCAACGAGUGCUGUAUUAAGUCUGAAAUUGUCGCGCGCAAGCUCAAGCAGGCACAAAUCCUGCUCCCGUCCGACCAUCCGAGCCAUCCCAACAAUCGAUCAACGGCUUCCGGUUCUGCGACCACAGUCGGCUCUGCCGAUAACAUCCUUCUCACGACGGGCGUAACAGCAGAGAAACUGAUGUACGACCGCGCCCUUGAAAUGAGCCGAACCGCUGCUGUCAACGAGCUUGUAGGAGUUGAUCUUCCGGGUUGCGACUUGAACUACUGGACCGCCAUCCUGAUGCUGGAGGCGAUUCUCGAAGACGAGGACGAGUCUUCGAGCCAGAAGCUUGGCAGCGAAGAGAUUGACGGUCUUGAGAACGAUGACCGACAGGCUAUUCAAAAACUUCUAGAAGGCAUGAAGGCUCGUCAUGCGGCACUGAAGAAGAAGCUGCAGCUGCAAAAGGCGCAGAAACGUGCAUCCAUCACCAGUGCGCCUGCACCUCAUUCCGCUACCCGCAGCUCGCCCUCCUCUCAAGGCACCGCCCGGUGA
This is a messenger RNA of Didymosphaeria variabile, 2910 nucleotides long. RefSeq names its product Serine/threonine-protein kinase (gene ATG1). The record is from RefSeq and is a predicted model, not a curated record. The coding region runs from base 1 to 2910 and encodes 969 amino acids. Gene Ontology annotation, biological process: protein autophosphorylation; autophagy; peptidyl-serine phosphorylation. Lineage: Eukaryota; Fungi; Ascomycota; Dothideomycetes; Pleosporales; Didymosphaeriaceae. Gene Ontology annotation, cellular component: autophagosome; cytoplasm. Gene Ontology annotation, molecular function: ATP binding; protein serine/threonine kinase activity. The transcript is spliced from 3 exons.